Messenger RNA from Adineta steineri, 873 nucleotides. The record is from the annotation of a GenBank genome assembly. Lineage: Eukaryota; Metazoa; Rotifera; Eurotatoria; Adinetida; Adinetidae.
AUGUUAUCUCGCUUUAAUUAUUCUCGUUUAUCUCCUAAUUCAUUCUGGACUAAAACAUCAAUAUAUAAGACAAUCAGCGAAUCUGAUUUUAUCAAUUAUAACUGGCAAUCAAAAAAUACAUUAAAUAAUAAUACAAUUAUGAAUAUACCUGAUAAUCUUUCUGAAUUUUGGUCUGAUGUCUAUCGAUCCCAAUCUUUAUCAACAAUGUCAAUUAGAAUAACGCCAUAUAUAAUAUCGUUGAUUAAUUGGAAUGAUCCAUACAAUUGUCCGAUACGAAAACAAUUUCCACCAGUUAAGAGUACAAUAGAAAGUGAUCAUCCAUUAUUAAAAUUAGAUUCAUUAAAUGAACAAACUGAUUCACCUGUCGAUGGUCUUAUACAUCGAUAUAAUGAUAAAGUUCUUUUCUUAACUACUUCAAUAUGUCCAGUUUAUUGUCGAUUUUGUACUCGUAGUUAUUCCAUUGGUAAAAAUACUGAAAGUGUUAAUAAAAAAAAAUUUAUUCCUGGAAAAUCACGUUAUGAAAAAAUUUAUGAUUAUAUUGAGAAACAUGAAGAGAUUGAGGACGUUGUUAUCAGUGGUGGUGAUACAUAUAUGCUUCCUGCACAUACUCUUUUUGAAUUAGGUAAACGUUUAUUAUCUAUUGAACAUAUAAGAAGAAUUCGAUUCGCAACCAAAGGCUUAUCAGUUAUGCCAAUGAAAAUUUUUAGUGAUAAUUCAUGGUUUCAAAGUUUAGUUCAGUUAAAUAAUUUAGCUCGUGAUCAAUUUAAAUCGAUUGCUAUUCAUACGCAUAUUAAUCAUCCAAAUGAAAUAACUUAUAUAACGAAAAAUGCUGCCGAAAAAUUAUAUAAAGCUAAUAUUCAUGUUCGUAAUUAA